UUUCAGUCGCUUGACCACUCCAUCAACGACCCUCUCUUCUCCACCACCACAUCCUCAAACACCUCUCAAAGCCAUGUCCGUCGCUGGUGACAAACGCAGGAGGGAUGCAGAGGAGGCGCUCUGGCUGCAGACGAAGGGUGGUCUUUUGGGCGGUCUGCGGUGGACGGGAUACGGUCUCUUUGCUGUGACCAUCGCUAACUUCACCAUUCCGGUGUUCAGGAGGCAAACUCUCGCCAUCAAGGGUUUCUUGGUUACCUGUUCCACCAUCUUCGGUCUCGUCGUGGGCGCCGAGACUUACCUGCAAGGGUAUGAACAAAAGCAGCGCGCAGAGGAGAACGAGCUCCGCCGUCAGGCACGGUACGAGCUAGCUAAGAGGGGGAUGAUCGCCACCGAGACCAACAUUGCCAAGUGGAGGGAGGAGCAAAAGCAGGCUCUUGUUGACGGCGGCAAGAUCCCCGAGGGAAUCAUCCCCACUGUGGCUGCCGGGAAGACCUCAUAAUAGGCACCAUUACGUCGGUGGCCCAUUCUUCAUGCAUCGGUCACUGUGUACAAUAUCGCGGAUGGUAAUAUUACAUUCAGCAUUGUCCAUACAUAUUGUGUUUCUAUUGUGGUGCCAUUCUGCCUUGUCAAUCAAAA
Dacryopinax primogenitus is the source of this 636-nucleotide messenger RNA. RefSeq lists its product as uncharacterized. The transcript is spliced from 4 exons. Lineage: Eukaryota; Fungi; Basidiomycota; Dacrymycetes; Dacrymycetales; Dacrymycetaceae. The record is from RefSeq and is a predicted model, not a curated record. Bases 74 to 499 code for a protein of 141 amino acids.